Messenger RNA from Nylanderia fulva, 1539 nucleotides. Its product is annotated as gustatory receptor for sugar taste 43a-like. Gene Ontology annotation, cellular component: axon; neuronal cell body; dendrite. Lineage: Eukaryota; Metazoa; Arthropoda; Insecta; Hymenoptera; Formicidae. The record is from RefSeq and is a predicted model, not a curated record. Gene Ontology annotation, biological process: male courtship behavior; chemosensory behavior; sensory perception of taste.
ACUUCCUUCAUGUCCAGAAAAAUGCAUGCGCAAUGGAAGGAUUUCCAUAAACCACAAAUGGCGAAUAAGAGGACAAACAACAGACCCUCUAACGUGGACGAAUACGACAUGGCAAAUGCCAACGUGCCGAGUAAUAACAAGUCGAUAAACAGCGAUUUAUACCAAGCGGUGUUCCCGAUCUAUCACAUCAGCAAACUGACCGGUGUAUUUCCAACGAGAUUUGUACGACUGGUAUCUGGCAGGUAUCAAGGGCGAUUGAGCAUCGUCGAUAGCAUUUACAGUCUGCUCCUAUUGGCAUUCCUAAUAGGCACCGAGAUCUACGCUUUCUGGCUCGAAAUCAGAUGUGGAUGGGAAAACAGCAUCCGACUUAAGUCGAGGAACACAGUGAUGACUACCUCAAUCGACUUGUUUGGUGUAAUGAGUCUCACAGCCGCCUCCAUCAUCGGUUCAAUUCUGUACUGGCAGCACGUGCGGACUGUCAUCGAUAAAUUGGUUGAGUGCGAUGAGAAGAUGGGAAUCGUAUCGCCGAAGAAGCUACAGAGGGUCACCAUCAUAUUGACGUUGGUCAGUCUCUCCUAUACCAUCAUUCUUUCCGGUCUCGAUGUCUAUACAUUGUGGAAAUACGAAAUACAGCAGAAUAAAAAGCUGUAUGACGUAGGCCCACUCAAACAUCUUCCCCUGUAUUUUAUGUACAUCGUCAACGUUAUGAUGGAGCUGCAAUUUGCCAUCAUCAUGUACAACGUGGGCCAGCGAUUCUUCAGGCUCAACAAAAGUCUCGAAAACAUCUUAAAAAGUAGCAAGAUUACAAAUCAAUUCAAGAAAGAUCUUGGAUUAGCCGGUGACCUGCGAGAUCAAGGACAACUCAUUACGUAUGUCCAACAAGAAAUAAUGGGAAAUACUCGACUGUUUCGUAAAUCGAAGAUCAUGGAUUCCACUGGCGCAAAUGAUAAUAGAAGUUUCAUGGACAAGAUAUCCCGACUGUUGGCAGUACACUCAUCUCUAUGUGACACAAUCUCGCAUAUAAAUAUCGCUUAUGGGGUCUUUAUACUACUAAUUACGAUUACCUGCGUAACACAUCUAGUCAUUGCGCCAUCCUUUUUGAUAUUAGAUCCUGGCAGAACGCGCGAACCUUUAUUUUUCACGGUGGAAGCACUCUGGUGCGUCUUUCACACUUUGAAGCUGCUCAUGAUUGUGCAGCCCACAUAUGCCACUACAAUGCAGGGAAAGAAAACAGCAGUAUUGGUAAGCCAAUUGCUGUCAGCGAGUUAUGAUAGGGAAGGCACGAAACAACUAGAAAUCUUUUCGCUUCAGCUUCUGCACCGCCCGUUAGAAUUUUCAGCGUGCGGACUCUUUACCCUGGAUCGUAGUCUAGUGACUUCGAUUGCUGGCGCAGUCACAACGUAUCUUGUAAUACUGAUCCAGUUCCAAAAAGAGGACGACACAAAGAUCAGUUUUGACAACAUAUUGAAGAAUGCUACGUUAAUCCUGAAGAACGCGACUACGCGGCACAAUUUUACAGCGGGAAAGUUAGGUCUAUAA